GUAUUCACAUAUUCUUGUUGCGAUCGCAAUUAUACCAAAGAAGAAGAAAAGGCUAGCGAACCAAAAGCAACAGAACCAACAUGGCAGAAGAGGAGGUGGCCAAGCUGCAGAAGCACCUAGCCCUGCUGAGGCAGGAGUAUGUGAAGAUGCAGCAGAAGCUGGCUGACACAGAGAGGCGCUGUGCCAUGCUUGCUGCUCAGGCCUCUGUCCAGGGCUCCACCAAGGCCUCCGUAGCCGGGUCAGAAGACACCUUCAUCAGCCGCCUGCUGGAGAUCGUGGCCGAGCUCUACCAGCAGGACCAGUACAGUGAUCUGAAGGUGAUGGUUGGAGAGACGACGCUCAACGCUCACAAGUUUGUCCUGGCUGCUCGCAGUGAUACCUGGAGCCUGACUAACCUGGCCUCAACCUCCAAACUGGACCUGUCUGAUGCCAAGCCGGAGGUUGCCAUGGCGAUGUUGCGCUGGGCCUACACAGACGAUCUGGAGCUCAGUGAGAACGAUGCCUUCCUCAUCGACCUGAUGAAGCUGGCCAACCGCUUCCAACUGCAGCUGCUUCGUGAGAGGUGUGAGAAAGGGGUGAUGUCAUCUGUGAAUGUGAGGAACUGUAUCCGGUUCUACCAGACUGCUGAGGAGCUGGAUGCCACAACACUCAUGAACUACUGUGGAGAGAUUAUCGCCAGCCACUGGGAUGACCUAAGGAAAGAGGACUUCAGCACUAUGAGUGCUCCGCUGCUCUUCAAGAUGAUCAAGUCUAAAACAGAUUUCCCUCUUCACAAAGCCAUCAAAGUUGAGAGGGAAGACGUGGUCUUCCUCUACCUCAUUGAGAUGGACUCGCAGUUGCCUGGGAAGCUGAAUGAACUGGACAACAAUGGUGACUUGGCCCUGGACCUGGCUCUGUCUCGUAAACUGGAGAGUAUCGCCACCACGCUGGUCAACAACAAAGCAGAUGUGGACAUGGUGGACCAGAGUGGCUGGAACCUCCUUCACAAAGCCAUCCAAAGAGGUGAUGAAUUUGCCUCCACCUUCCUGAUCCGCCACUUGGCCCAGGUGAACGCAGCCACGGUCGGGGCCGUAGAAACCCCCCUGCACCUGGUGUGUUCCUUUAGCCCCAAGAAGCACUCUGGGGAGGUGAUGAGUGGCAUGGCCCGCAUCGCAGAGGCCCUGCUCAAGACAGGGGCCAACCCCAACAUGCAGAACAGCAAGGGAAGAACUCCCCUACAUGAAGCGGUGGUCGGGAAUGAGCCUGUGUUCAACCAGCUCCUACAGUGUAAACAGCUGGACCUGGAGCUGAAGGACCAUGAGGGGAGCACAGCUCUGUGGCUGGCCCUGCAGUACAUCACCGUGUCCUCUGACGCCAACGUUAACCCCUUUGAGGACGAUGCUCCGGUGGUGGAGAAUGGAACACUGUUUGAUGAAAACAGCUUUGCAGCCCAGCUCAUCCAGAGAGGCAGUAACCCAGAUGCACCAGACACAACCACAGAGAACUGUCUCAUGCAGAGGGCAACGGGUGUAGGCAGUGAGGCUGCUGCCCUCUUCCUGGCCACACAUGGGGCAAAGGUCAACCAUGCCAACAAAUGGGGUGAGACCCCUCUCCACACGGCGUGUCGCUGUGGUUUGGCUGGCCUGACAGCAGAGCUUCUCCAUCAGGGGGCUAACCCUAACCUGCAGACGCAGAAGGCCCUCCCCGACGAGGCCCUGGCCCAGGGGGUGUCCCUGCAGAGCCCGCUCCACAUGGCCAUCGUACACAACCACCCCGACGUGGUGUCAGUCAUCUUGGAGCAGAAAGCCAAUGCUCUUCACGCCACCAACAACCUGCAGAUCAUCCCAGACUUCAGCCUCAAAGACUCCAUGGACCAGACAGUGUUGGGCCUAGCCCUUUGGACAGGUAUGCACACCAUAGCAGCCCAACUUCUGGGCUCUGGGGCGUCCAUCAACGACACCAUGUCCAACGGUCAGACCCUGCUGCACAUGGCCAUCCGCAGACAGGACAGCAAGAGUGCCCUGUUCCUCCUGGAGCACCAGGCUGACAUCAAUGUCAAAACCCAGGAGGGUGAGACGGCGCUGCAGCUGGCCAUCAGUAACCAACUCCCCCUGGUGGUGGAUGCCAUCUGCACACGGGGGGCCGACAUGUCCGUGGUGGACGAGAGGGGACACCCCCCUCUGUGGCUGGCCCUGGAGAACGGUCUCGAGGACAUCGCGUCCACACUGGUCCGACACGGUUGUGAUGCCACCAGUUGGAGUUCUGGUCCCUCAGGCUGUCAGCAGACCCUCCUCCACAGGGCUGUGGAUGAGAACAACGAGGUCACCGCCUGCUUCCUCAUCCGCAGUGGUUGUGACGUAAACAGCCCACGGCGUCCAGGUCUUAAUGGAGAGGGGGAUGAGGAGGCCAGGGACGGACAGUCACCCCUCCAUCUGGCAGGCAGCUGGGGGCUGGAGGAGGUGGUGCAGUGCCUUCUGGAGUUUGGGGCAAAUGUCAACACACAGGACGCAGAGGGCCGAGCGCCUAUCCACAUUGCCAUUAGCAACCAGCACAAUGUCAUCAUCCAGCAGCUCAUAUCCCACCCGGACAUACGUCUGAACGCGCGUGAUCGCCUGGGCAUGACCCCCUUUGCCUGCGCCAUGACACACAAAAACAACAAGGCUGCAGAGUCCAUCCUCAAGAGAGAGCCCGGGGCUGCCGAACAGGUGGACAACAAAGGGCGUAACUUCCUGCAUGUGGCGGUGCAGAACUCUGACAUCGAGAGUGUUCUGUUCCUGAUCAGUGUCCAGGCCAACGUGAACUCCCGGGUGCAGGACGCUGCCAAGCAGACUCCUCUACACCUGGCUGUUCAGGCUGGCUCGGAGAUCAUCGUCCGCAACCUACUGCUGGCAGGGGCCAAAGUGAAUGAGCUGACCAAACACAGACAGACAGCUCUACACCUGGCAGCCCAGCAGGACCUGGCUACUGUCUGCUCUGUGCUGCUGGAGAAUGGAGUGGACUUUACCGCUCUGGAUGAGAAUGGCAACAAUGCCCUGCACCUGGCCGUAAUGCAGGGUCGCCUUAAUAACGUGCGUGCCCUUCUCACAGAGUCCAACAUUGACGCAGAGGCCUUCAAUCUCAGGGGGCAGUCACCGAUGCACGUUCUGGGGCAAUAUGGGAAAGAGAAUGCGGCGGCCAUCUUUGAACUGUUCUUGGAAUGUAUGCCUGAGUACCCUCUGGACAAACCGGACAAUGAAGGGAACACAGUUCUGUUGCUGGCCUACAUGAAGGGCAAUGCUAACCUCUGUCGUGCCAUUGUGAGGUCUGGAGCUCGUAUGGGCCUCAACAACAACCAGGGAAUCAACAUCUUCAACUACCAAGUAGCCACCAAGCAGCUGCUCUUCCGCCUUCUAGAUAUGUUGUCCAAAGAGCCCCCGUGGUGUGAUGGCUCAAACUGUUAUGAAUGUGCUGCCAAGUUUGGAGUCACCACAAGAAAACAUCACUGCCGUCACUGCGGCCGCUUGCUCUGCCACAAGUGUUCCAUAAAGGAAAUCCCCAUCAUUAAGUUUGACCUGAACAAGCCUGUGAGGGUCUGUGACAUCUGCUUCGACGUGCUGACUCUGGGUGGGGUGUCCUAACAUCACCGGACAGCAUGCCCUCCAUCCAUCUGAACCUCCCUCCCUUCAUCUUCCCGUUACGGGGUGCCAGCCGUGCCUGGCUCACCACCCUCGCACUGUGGGCUGGGCAACACCAGGCAAGGUGGCGGCGCGGCAGUAGGAGCCAGGUCUAACUUCCUGGAAAGUUAUUGGACAGAGUAUCGGAUGGACCACAACCUCUGUACUAGUCAUUCCAGUCUAUACAAAUAUGUUAAAGUUCUAGCAGGACUUAUGAAGUAGAAUUUAUAAAACAUGUUUUUUUGAUCAAAGUCAUCAUGAUGUGAAAUUGGAUUAAAUGAAAUGCUUGCUUGCUGGCUCAGUGACUCCAGGACCGGGCUAGUUGGGGGGGGAGGGGAGAUGUUCUUCAGAUUGUCUUACUAAGGACUGAUCAUGGUUUUGACCCAAGAUAGAAUUUAUCAAGUGUUUGAAGGAAUCAUGAGAAUCAGUGAUGAACAUGUAAUGGUGUCAGAUUGCAGGAGUGGUUAGACAGUAUUUCUCCAGUAGCAGCCACUCACUGGUCCACUCAUCAAAUGAAUCCAUCACUGCACUGUGCUGCUGAGACAGAAAGCAAAACACCUGCUGCUCUCCAAGACCUGCCCUGCAUCACAAUCAGUCAUUUCUCCCGACUUCCCUUCAUGGAUUUUAAAGAAAGGAUUGCUAUAAAUUUCACCGGUGCCCACUGAUCGAAAUAACAAAUUAUUGUGAUGCAGGGCUGGGUUUACCCCCUCUGUUGUAGUGUUUUCAGGUGUUCAUCUCUGUUCUACUUCUGUCAAUUUAAGAUGAUCACUUUGUUUUGCCCUUGACUUUUUACUGUUGGCUGUGUGGCUGGUUCUAAUAAGAAUCAGAGGGCGGUGUGUUGGAUUUUAAGGGAAUAGAGUUGAGUUGCUAUGAAGCAGAUCAUGUUUUUUGUUGUUGGGACUACAGCUUUUUCACACACAAAAUAGAUAUUUUUUAAUCAAUGCUUCAACAUUACAUUUUUCAAACUCAAUUUGAACUCUGUCACUGGUUAAAGAAGUGAGCUCUGCUUGUAAAAAAAGAAAAAAAAGAAGAGAUAUUGUAUUCACAUGAUUUCAAUGUAACUGCAUAAAACAACCUCAUAAGCCUUUAUAGACCACCACUUAAUCGGUAAAUGAGACAAGACACUCAACUACUAAGUGUAAUCAAUGUAUUUUCCAUGAGAACUGGAAAGGCUGAGAACCUUUACCAUUUAAGGUUUUGUUAGUCCCAAAUGCAAAAUAAUCCUCGCUAUGAAAUUAUACAUUAGAUAAAAUGCCUGUCUAUGCAUGUCAUUUAAUUUGUAGCGUAUACAUUUUUUAUUAUUAUAUCAUAGUCCUCAUGAAUUAUGUUUGCCCCCCCCCAAUCGCUGACAUGUACAUUCCAUUUAAUCCGGGCCUAUAGUACGGUCCUCUUGUUGGGGAUUUGUUAUAUGUAACAAUUGGUAUUGCCUCAAUUCAGGUGUUGUCUUGACCUACCAGUCUGGUUUCCCCGGACCAGAUUAAGCAAAGUCCUUGACUAAAAAGCCAUUUCAAUGAAAAUGUUGAUGCCUUCUUCAAAUCCAGAACUAGGUUUAUUAAUCUGUGUCAAGAAAACAAGGCAUUUAUUAUUAUUUUUUCUGAUUCUUGAUUUCAAAACCUAACAGGUGCACUUUAUCAAGAUGACAUGACAUUUCUGAUCAUAAGGGGAGAGAAUGUGAGAAUGAAUUGGUGGUUGCCACUGGCCUGUCAGUGGUCUGUUAAAUUGUACAGAUAAAUGUAUAAUAUUUUUGACCACUACAACUGUUUUGUACUUAAUGCAGUUAGCUUUUUUUGUAAUUGUGACAACUGAAAUAUUCGCCUCUGUUAAUCUUUUAUGCACAUUGUUUCAGUAUGCUCAGAUAUCUAGCCUGUUUCUUCCUUGCGAAAGGGAUGACGACUUUACAUAAAGGUCAUCAAAUAAGAA
Messenger RNA from Oncorhynchus nerka (sockeye salmon), 5552 nucleotides. Its product is annotated as rabankyrin-5. NCBI's taxonomy places the organism in Eukaryota, Metazoa, Chordata, Actinopteri, Salmoniformes, Salmonidae. The record is from RefSeq and is a predicted model, not a curated record. Gene Ontology annotation, molecular function: metal ion binding; protein binding.